This is a messenger RNA of Trematomus bernacchii (emerald rockcod), 1630 nucleotides long. Its product is annotated as alpha-N-acetylgalactosaminidase-like. The record is from RefSeq and is a predicted model, not a curated record. Gene Ontology annotation, molecular function: alpha-galactosidase activity. Gene Ontology annotation, biological process: glycosylceramide catabolic process; glycoside catabolic process; oligosaccharide metabolic process. Gene Ontology annotation, cellular component: cytoplasm. The coding region runs from base 118 to 1416 and encodes 432 amino acids. Lineage: Eukaryota; Metazoa; Chordata; Actinopteri; Perciformes; Nototheniidae. The transcript has 9 exons.
UAAGCGUUGCAGCUCAGGGGAAAAUCCAGGAAGUAGAGAGAGCAGUCAUAUGCUGCAGCAACAAAACACACACACGGAGAGUUCACAACAGCAAGCUGAAGCUUCAGCUACACAGAAAUGGGGCCCUUAGCGGUAACUCAGCUCCUUGCCCUGAUCUCACUGACCGUUGCCCUGGACAACGGAUUGCUAAAGACUCCACCAAUGGGAUGGAUGGCCUGGGAACGCUUUCGCUGUGAUAUCGCCUGUAAAGAGGACCCAAAAAACUGCAUCAGCGAGGGUCUGUUCAGAGACAUGGCUGACCGGCUGUCUGAGGAUGGCUGGAAGGAGCUGGGCUAUGAGUAUGUAAUCAUAGACGACUGCUGGAUGUCCAGGCUGAGAGACAAACAAGGGAGGCUGCAACCUGAACCCUCCAGGUUCCCAGGGGGCAUAGCAAAACUGGCUAAGUACAUCCAUGACCGUGGACUGAAGCUGGGAAUCUAUGCAGACAUGGGCACUCACACAUGUAUGGGAUACCCUGGCACCACGCUGGAUAAAAUCAAUAUUGAUGCCCAGACCUUUGCUAGCUGGGGGGUAGACUAUCUGAAGUUUGACGGCUGUUCCUCAAAUGCUGUAGAACAAAUGCUAGGCUACCCUCUGAUGUCCAAGGCUUUAAAUGCUACAGGCAGACCUAUGGCAUACUCCUGUAGUUGGCCUGUCUAUGUAGGAGGCCUUCCCCCUAAUGUCAACUACACUUUCCUUGGUGACAUUUGUCACUUGUGGAGGAAUUACUAUGAUAUCCAGGACUCAUGGGACAGUGUGCUUAGUAUUGUUGAGUGGUUCUCCAACAACCAGGAUGAUCUGCAGCCGGCUGCGGGGCCUGGACGGUGGAAUGACCCUGACAUGCUCAUCAUUGGAAACUUUGGUCUCAGUGUGGACCAGGCCCGCUCUCAGAUGGCUCUGUGGGCUAUAAUGGCUGCACCUCUCAUCAUGUCCAAUGACCUUCGAAACCUGGACAACAGCGCCAGGACCAUCCUGCAAAACAAAAUGGCUAUUGCAAUAAACCAGGACCCCAUGGGAAUCCAGGGAAGACGCCUAUUGCAGGAGAAGAGUCAUGUUGAGGUUUACUGGAGGCCUCUGUCUCAGUCAGCCAGUGCCCUCGUGUUCCUGAGUCGACGGACAGACAUGCCCUACCUCUACCACAGCUCUCUGGGUAAACUCAGCUACGAUGCUGGCAACUAUGAGGCCUAUGAUGUGUUUACUGGCGCAACAGUGACGGGUCUGAACGCCACCACAGAGUUUACCUUCUCCAUCAACCCCUCGGGUGUAGUCAUGUGGUACGUGUACCCCCAAAAAGCAUCCAAACAGACGAAGAUGCUCAGGAAAACCUCAAAACUCACAUGGCAAAAAACUGUACCGAAGCAUAGGAUUGUGUUAUGAAGUAACUGCUGUAAAUGCUAAUCUCAAAUUGUAUGGAAUAAUUGGAAUGCUGAAAGUCUCAAACAAAGCAUUUUCAGCUUAAUUUGGUUUAUGGAAUAGAUAUUCUGCGGCACUGAUUUUAAUGACACCAAACAUAAUCAUUUUGAAUUCUGUCAUAUUUUUGUAUUGUUUAGAAGUGCCUUUUUCUUCAAUUGAAUAAACAUGUACUAUUUUU